AGGCUCCUGUGCCUGCACUGCUGCCUUCUUACCUCCCUCUCCCAUUUCCCUGCCCAGUGCUGUGCUAAUGCAUCCCUGGGGUCACUCUUGAGGGCCUGGCCCAGCCCAGAGGCCUUUCCAGGGCCUCUUCAUUAGUUUUGGCUGCAGCUGUGGCUUGGGCAUAGAUGUGGCAGGGAUAAAGGGGGUUUCUGGGCAGGAAAUACCUGUGCCUGCUCACCUGAGUGAGGUCUUGGCUUCCCACGGCCACUUGGGGAUCAGAAUGUUCCCACUCAGCCUGGGGUGCAGCAUUGUCACACAGUGUCCCUGGCCCCACACAGGACUCUGGUCCCUGUCAGGCGUCUGCCUCGUGCAGCCGUGAUUGGUUUAAAGUCUGCACAUUAUCACCCACCUGGCUCUGGGCCUCAUAAAAUCUGCUGCGAAUGAGACAUAUACACCACUCUCACUGCUGUCACUGCUGUCACUGCUGUCACUGCUGACCCUGCCUGGUCAGCACUAUGAGCACCGCUGCUUUCUUGGCAAGGGUCCGGGGUCUGCUGCGCAUCCGGAAUCGGCUGGUGCGGGAAUGCCUGGCUGAGCUGCUGUCCACUUUUGUGCUCAUAGUAAUCACCCUGGGCUGUUCUGCACAGAAGAUUGCCUUCGAUGACACGAGGGGAAAUGUCAUCACCGCUUAUGUGGGAAGUGCCAUAGCUGUCAUGGUGGGCGUCUACACGGCGGGGGGAAUCUCUGGGGCCCACAUGAAUCCAGCAUUCUCCUUAGCCAUGUGCCUGAAUGGGCAGUUUCCCUGGUGGAAACUUCCCAUCUUUGUGAUUGUGCAGACCUUGGCAUCUUUCAUAGCUGCUGCAGCUGUUUACGUCCUCUACUAUGAUGCCAUCUGGCACUACGGCAACGGGACCCUUACUGUCUCUGGGCCCCGAGAAACCGCCUCUAUAUUCGCCACCUACCCAGUUGAUUAUGUCUCUGUUGGCAAUGGCUUCUUGGACCAGGUGAUCGGUACAGGGGUGCUGCUGGUGGGUGUCAUGGGCCUCAUGGACGCCCGCAACAAGCCUGUCCCCAAGGGCCUGGAACCAGUGGUUGUGGCUCUCUUGGUGCUCUCCAUUGAGUGUUCCAUGGGCGCCAACUGUGGCUGCCCCCUGAACCCCGCACGUGACAUUGGGCCCCGGCUCUUCACCUACGUGGCAGGGUGGGGCCCGGAGGUCUUCAGCAGGGGCAAUGCGUGGUGGUGGGUGCCACUGGUAGCACCGAUGCUGGGGGCCGCCGUGGGCACAAUCCUGUACCAGCUCUGUGUGGCUUUCCACCACCCAGACGAGGACAGCGCAAUUCUGCCAGAGAAGGGCUCCAUCGUUCUAGUCAACACCAACAUCGAUGCAGAUAUUGGGAUAUCACCCAAGGAGAAGGACACUGGGGAGACAGUGCCUGCCGGGUAUCCCCCACCACCACAUCCCAGCAGCACAGUCUCCCCCACAGUCUCCCCCACAGUCUCCCCCACAGUCCCUGUCACAACAUUAAAAGAGUCCUGAGGA
Messenger RNA from Catharus ustulatus (Swainson's thrush), 1520 nucleotides. RefSeq names its product aquaporin 10 (gene AQP10). The record is from RefSeq and is a predicted model, not a curated record. Gene Ontology annotation, molecular function: water channel activity; glycerol channel activity; urea transmembrane transporter activity. Gene Ontology annotation, biological process: glycerol transmembrane transport; water transport. Gene Ontology annotation, cellular component: plasma membrane; basolateral plasma membrane. The transcript is spliced from 6 exons. The coding region runs from base 495 to 1517 and encodes 340 amino acids. NCBI's taxonomy places the organism in Eukaryota, Metazoa, Chordata, Aves, Passeriformes, Turdidae.